Mesorhabditis spiculigera is the source of this 1221-nucleotide messenger RNA. The record is from the annotation of a GenBank genome assembly. NCBI's taxonomy places the organism in Eukaryota, Metazoa, Nematoda, Chromadorea, Rhabditida, Rhabditidae.
AUGCUGUGGAUCCCGGAUACCGUACUUUACAAUACUGUGUUUUUUCCAUACGACGUUCAAACGUGCCAUAUGAUCUUCGGGUCGUGGACUUCGGACAACCACGAUAUCGACUAUUUCCCUCAUACGAUGGAAGUCGGGACGAGCAAUUAUUUGAUUAAUGAGGGAUGGACGUUAAUGGGGACGCAGGUCGAACGUCAUGAGAACAAAUACGUCUGCUGCCCCAACAACUACACCCUGCUCGAUUUUACGUUCUACCUCCGGAGACGGCCAUUAUUCUAUCUGGUCAAUCUGGUCAUCCCUACCUUUAUCAUCACGUUGAUCGCUAUUAUUGGGUUUUUCACGACGAGCUCUUCGAACGAAGUCCGAGAAGAGAAAAUCUCGCUGUGUAUCACUACACUUCUGUCGAUGAGCAUUUUGAUGCUGAUGGUAUCGGAUCAGAUGCCGUCUACAUCGACGUUUAUACCAUUGAUCAGCUGGUUCUACCUUUGCGCAAUCGUCAUCAUCUCCGUCGGGCCUUGCGCGGCUUCUUGUGUGAUUCAGAUUCAGAAAAUCGGGAGGAGAGGCAAACGCCUCCCAGUAAAAGCCAUCAAAAUUACGCGCUACAUCAGUAGCGCGAUUUUGGUGCGAAUUCCGCCUCACUUGAAGCCGAGGUCUACUUUGAUGCAAAAGUUGAAAAAACAACGGUCCACCUCCCAUCGGCCGAGCUGCGCCAAGAUUGACGAAGAAGACCGCCUCUAUCGCUAUAAAUUGAAGGAGGAGAACCGAAAGUCGACAAUCGCCCAAUUCGCCAAGUACUUCUUUACGGCGGGCACCGACUUGGCCUCCUACCCGAUGGGCAAUCCGGGUGAUUACGGGAACAACAACAACGAGCCGCUGCUGCAGAAUGGGGGAGUCGACAACCCAUCAAAGCCAUCGGUCGUUUCACCAGCCGAACACGCCCAAUUCCGAUCGCGGGCCCUCUCAAAAGUGGCCAGUGAAGUCGACGGCGAGGACAAAAUAGAUUUUGAGGCGAUUGAAAAGGAGGCACGGGAAAUGGAGGUGAAACGGGAGCUCUCAAAAAUCGAGUACGACUGGCUGGCCACCGUCAUCGAGCGUUGCACAUUUGGAUUCUUUUUACUCGCAUUUUUCACAAUGUCUAUGGGCAUCAACAUCAUCGGGAUGUUGCACUUGUCCUGUAUCAGGUGGGAUGGUGCCUGCGGCACCAUUCCCUGCCCCGCCCCC